Molecule: messenger RNA, 3947 nt
Organism: Cydia amplana
Lineage: Eukaryota; Metazoa; Arthropoda; Insecta; Lepidoptera; Tortricidae
Product: biorientation of chromosomes in cell division protein 1-like 1
Exons: 5
Coding region: 132-3947 (1271 amino acids)
Source: RefSeq, a predicted model, not a curated record
AAAAUUUAUUUAUCUAGUGCGUUGCCUGAAUUUGAUAUUUGAUAAAAACAAGUAUUGAAGCAAUAAGAUAGAUAUAUCUUUAUAGUUUAUAAAUGUCAUUAAUUACAAUUAAAACGUAAUUUCAUCACGAAAUGGCUCAUUUACAGUACAUGCCGGGUGAUCCCCGGUUAGUCGAUCAAUUAGUUUAUGAGUUAAAAUCUAAAGGAAUCUUUGAUCAAUUCCGCAAAGAUUGCAUCUCGGACGUGGACACGCGGCCGGCCUACCAGAACCUCCGGCAGCGCGUGGAGAACUCCGUGUCCUUGUUCCUGUCCCGGCAGACCUGGAAGCCGGAUUUGAACAAGAACCAGCUGCGGGAGAAGCUCAGGAAACAUAUACUUGAUGGCAACUAUCUCGAGCAAGGCGUAGAAAGAAUCGUGGACCAAGUAGUCAACCCCAAAGUGGCGUCUGUCUUCAUACCACAAGUAGAAGACUUAGUUUACAACUAUCUUGGCAUAGCUCGCAAGAAGUCCACCCCUGAAACAUCAAAUGACAAAGGAAACACCUCCACUGAUCUACUGCCUACUGAUUUAGAAGCUGUCAGUCCCGGAUCAGUGAAAAGUGAUGAUAAAGAUGAACAAAUGGAAGAAUCUAAAGAUGAAGGAAUGGAAGUUGGUGAUGAUAAAGUAAAAGAAAUUAAUAUCAAUGAUAUAUCCAUGCCAUCUGAUAUAGAACCUGAAAAAGAGGCAGAUACUCAGCUUUCUGGUAUCAGUGAUUUGACUUCACACGGUUCUGAAGCUAGUUUAGGUAAAUUGAGCAUACCUAUGCCUGCUGAAGAAAUUAAUCUGGAGAACAUACCGUCUCCAGAGAACAGUCCUCCUAAAAUUGAUUUAGACAGCAUUGAGUUGCCUAAGGAAGAGCCAGAAAGUAUUGAGUUGAAAGAUAUACCUUUACCUGAUGAGAGCCCAAAAGAAGAGAAAGACCAAUACUUUAAACCAAUAAACAGUGAUGAUGAUUCUAGUUCUGAAUCGUCUAUUAUCAGAAAUAUGUCACCUCUGACACCAAUCAGGAAUUUCAAUAAUGAAAAUUCGUGCGAUGCGCAACAGGCUUUUGAUAAUGAUUCCGAUAAUAAAGAUGAUGAUAAAAAGGAACCCAAUACAUUUAGAUUUACUAUUGAUGCGAAAUCACCUGAAAAUAGUUCUGACGUCAAAGAUAUUAAACCAGAAAAAGAAGAGCAAGCAAAUUUGGCGUAUCAAUUUAAUGAGCAAGUUAAUAUCAACACGUUUAACACACCUUUAUAUGAUGACAGUUCUAACAGUCACAACUUACAAAUCGAUUAUGAAAGUGAUGCUAACAGCAAAACUAAUUUGGAUAAAAUUCCUUUCCCUGAUGAUCCUACGUCGGAAGAUUCUAAGAAAGAAUCGACAGAUGAGAAAAGGAGUCACAAAAGCUCACACAGAUCUAGAGAUUCUCAUAGACAUAGCUCUAGCAGCAAAGACAAAAGAACCGAUUCAAAAUACUCAAGUUCAAAAGACAGAAAAGAUUCCAAACAAGACAAGAAAUCUUCUAAAGAUGACCAGAGUAAGUCCAAAUCUAGUUCUGAUAAGUCUAAAGAAAAGGACCGAAAAGAAAGCAAAGAUAAAGAUUCUAAACACAGAAGUUCCCAUAAAAGCUCCAGCAGCAAAGAUUCGAAGCAUAGAAGCUCAAGUUCCAGUCAAAGGCAUUCUAGCAAACACGAUGACAAGGACAGGAAGUCUAGUAGUUCAAGCAAUAAAGAUAAAGAAAAAUCAGAUAAAAGUUCAAAGGAUCACAAAUCUUCAAGAGAUUCUAAAUCAUCUCGUUCAGAUAAAGAUAAAGAUAAAAAGAAGAGAGACGAUAAAGAUAAGGAUAAAAAAGAUAAGAAAGACAAUGAUGAUCAUUACAGUGCAUCAGGCAGAGGAAAUCGCACUCGUCGCUCAACUGACAGAGAUUCCAAUGAUGGCAGCUCAUCUUCAAAAGGAUCACAUCAUCCAUCUAGCUCGAAAUCCUGUGAAAGCAAAACGAAUAAGGGUAACAGUUCCAAAUCUGAUAAUACUUCACCGAGCAGCCAUUCUACAAGCCCCAGUGAUAAAGAAAACGUAUUGAAAGAAGGAAAUACAAAAGCUAACGUAAAUCAACCGAAACCUGUCAGAGUAGAUACACGCUUAGAAAUGCCAAUGGCAUCACCUCCGCGCCUCCCUUUUGUACCGGACGUGACAUUGAAAAAACCUCGAUUCGCUGCGAAUUUAGCAGAAGCAAAGCGGCUAAUGAAAAUGAGGAGAUUCUUGGAUGAAGAACAGAAGAGAAUGAAUCAAGAGGCAGCGUUACUUUUAGAAUUCCAGGCGAACGUUAGACCCAGUCUGAGUCAAGUAUAUUCUAGCGUCUCUGGCCCUGAACUAGAAUUUGCUUGUAUUUCUAAUACUGCGGAAUCACAAAAACCAAUAAUAGAGACGAAUUACGCUGAAGUGAAACCUAUUGAAGAAAUCGAAUAUGCUCCUGAUUCCAUAGAAAUGCAACUUAGUGAAAUGAAUAAGGAAACGAAGAAAAUUAAUCCAAGUGAAAUGGAAAAGGAAACUAAGAAGGAAGAUGAAAUAAAAGAAGAAGAAGUUAUGAAAGAGGCAGAAACAAAAAAUAAUAAUCCAAGUGAAAUGGAAAAAGAAACUAAGAAGGAAGAUGAAAUAAUAGAAGAAGUUACGAAAGAGGCAGAAACAAAAAAUAAUAAUCCAAGUGAAAUGGAAAAAGAAACUAAGAAGGAAGAUGAAAUAAAAGAAGAAGAAGUUACGAAAGAGGAAGCAGUCGAAACGGAGGAAGUAUAUGAAACUAUAGUAUUAAAUCAGCCUGACUUUGAGGAUACAGAGAAGAUAUUAAACGAAAUUUCAAAGAAAGUAUACGGGAUUGUAGAUGACGAAGAUAGUAUAAAAGACAUUUACAAGCCAGAGCUUAGAAAAGAAGAAGAAAUAACAGAAGGCAUCAAAAAUGAACACACAGAGUUUGAAGUUACAGUCAUAACUGAAGAAAUUGGUGACGAUGAAACUGUCGGGGAUAUUCCUGAUGAUGAACUGAGAGUAGUCAUUCAACAAGAAGAUCAAGAAGAUAGAUUCGAGUAUUUCGCAGAGCAUGAGAAGUAUAAUGCCGAAUUAGAAAGAGACAAAUUCGAGAGAUUCCUCAAAACUUACACAACUGAUAUAGGCAGUAACAAAUUAUAUCUUAUAAACUGUGAUUCCUACGAAGAAAGCAUUAUAAAAGAAGUAGCACAGACCCAUGGCAAUUUCGAAAUUAUAAACUAUCACAAAAACGGCCACAUGAACAAGAAUAUAGUUAAAAACAUAAAUGUAUCAAACGAAAUCGUUCUACCGCUAGACAGAAAUACACCAACUAUAAUGAGAUCCCCAGUAUUUAGCCCUACAAAAUCAGAAUGCUCUUUCGAAUUAUCAAGCGACUAUGAUGCCAAAUUAGAAGAAAUGGUAAAUAAGGCAUCGAGACAACAGAUUAUGGAAAUCAUUCUUGGCGGUACGGAGCCGGAGGAAAGUAAUGUGCCACAGAUAGACUAUUUUGUGGAGGAUAACAUAGUAAAGCAAGAUGAUUUGAAGAGGAAACUGUCGGUUGAGAGCGAUAAUAAUAACGGGCAUGUGCUGAAGCCGAAAUUGAGGAAGACGAGUGAAUCGGAUCAGAUAUCGUCUACUACUGAAGAGAGCCCGGACCCGCUGAACGUGAGUCGGAGUAACAACGUUCGCUCUAAAUACUUGGGCAGGGCGCGACGAGUCGGUCUGCCCAGACCUAAGAGGGCUGUGCACCCCAACAGUCCUUCGAGCGAUAAGUCCGUCGAAAACUACGACACCAACGAUCGUUCCCCAGACAUCAAGAUGAAAAGGACCCCCCAUGUGCGCUACGACACCUCAGACCUAUACAAGCCGAAACUCCACUAUCUGUCCCGGAGGAAUAAUAUUACAUAA